CGGGAUCAGACGCGCAGAGGAGGCGGGGCCGCGGCUGGUUUCCUGCCGGGGGGCGGCUCUGGGCCGCCGAGUCCCCUCCUCCCGCCCCUGAGGAGGAGGAGCCGCCGCCACCCGCCGCGCCCGAGACUCGGGAGGCCCCGCCAGCCCGCAGGAGAGGCCGAGCGGGAGUCGCGGAACAGCAGGCCGGAGCCCACCGCGCCGGGGCCCGGACGCCGCGCGGAGAAGAUGAAUUUACAACUGAUUUUCUGGAUUGGACUGAUCAGUUCAAUUUGCUGUGUGUUUGGUCAAACAGAUGAAAAUAGAUGUUUAAAAGCAAAUGCCAAAUCAUGUGGAGAAUGUAUACAAGCAGGGCCAAAUUGUGGGUGGUGCACAAAUUCAACAUUUUUACAGGAAGGAAUGCCCACUUCUGCACGAUGUGAUGAUUUAGAAGCCUUAAAAAAGAAGGGUUGCCCUCCAGAUGACAUAGAAAAUCCCAGAGGCUCCAAAGAUAUAAAGAAAAAUAAAAAUGUAACCAACCGUAGCAAAGGAACAGCAGAGAAGCUCAAGCCAGAGGAUAUUACUCAGAUCCAACCACAGCAGUUGGUUUUGCGAUUAAGAUCAGGGGAGCCACAGACAUUUACAUUAAAAUUCAAGAGAGCUGAAGACUAUCCUAUUGACCUCUACUACCUUAUGGACCUGUCUUACUCAAUGAAAGACGAUUUGGAGAAUGUAAAAAGUCUUGGAACAGAUCUGAUGAAUGAAAUGAGGAGGAUUACGUCUGACUUCAGAAUUGGAUUUGGUUCAUUUGUGGAAAAGACUGUGAUGCCUUACAUUAGCACAACACCAGCUAAGCUCAGGAACCCUUGCACAAGUGAACAGAACUGCACCAGCCCAUUUAGCUACAAAAAUGUGCUCAGUCUUACUAAUAAAGGAGAAGUAUUUAAUGAACUUGUUGGAAAACAGCGCAUAUCUGGAAAUUUGGAUUCUCCAGAAGGUGGUUUUGAUGCCAUCAUGCAAGUUGCAGUUUGUGGAUCACUGAUUGGCUGGAGGAAUGUUACACGGCUGCUGGUGUUUUCCACAGAUGCCGGGUUUCACUUUGCUGGAGAUGGGAAACUUGGUGGCAUUGUUUUACCAAAUGAUGGACAGUGUCACCUGGAAAAUAAUAUGUACACAAUGAGUCAUUAUUAUGAUUAUCCUUCUAUUGCUCACCUUGUCCAGAAACUGAGUGAAAAUAAUAUUCAGACAAUUUUUGCAGUUACUGAAGAAUUUCAGCCCGUUUACAAGGAACUGAAAAACUUGAUCCCUAAGUCAGCAGUAGGAACAUUAUCUGCAAAUUCUAGUAAUGUAAUUCAGUUGAUCAUUGAUGCAUACAAUUCCCUUUCCUCAGAAGUCAUUUUGGAAAACGGCAAAUUGUCAGAAGGAGUAACAAUAAGUUACAAAUCUUACUGCAAGAACGGGGUGAAUGGAACAGGGGAAAAUGGAAGAAAAUGUUCCAAUAUUUCCAUUGGAGAUGAGGUUCAAUUUGAAAUUAGCAUAACUUCAAAUAAGUGUCCAAAAAAGGAUUCUGACAGCUUUAAAAUUAGGCCUCUGGGCUUCACGGAGGAAGUAGAGGUUAUUCUUCAGUACAUCUGUGAAUGUGAAUGCCAAAGCGAAGGCAUCCCUGAAAGUCCCAAGUGUCAUGAAGGAAAUGGGACGUUUGAGUGUGGCGCGUGCAGGUGCAACGAAGGGCGUGUUGGUAGACAUUGUGAAUGCAGCACAGAUGAAGUUAACAGUGAAGACAUGGACGCUUACUGCAGAAAAGAAAACAGUUCAGAAAUCUGCAGUAACAAUGGAGAGUGCGUUUGUGGACAGUGUGUUUGUAGGAAGAGGGAUAAUACAAAUGAAAUUUAUUCUGGCAAAUUCUGCGAGUGUGAUAAUUUCAACUGUGAUAGAUCCAAUGGCUUAAUUUGUGGAGGAAAUGGUGUUUGCAAGUGUCGUGUGUGUGAGUGCAACCCCAACUACACUGGCAGUGCAUGUGACUGUUCUUUGGAUACUAGUACUUGCGAAGCCAGCAACGGACAGAUCUGUAAUGGCCGGGGCAUCUGCGAAUGUGGUGUCUGUAAGUGUACAGAUCCGAAGUUCCAAGGGCAAACAUGUGAGAUGUGUCAGACCUGCCUUGGUGUCUGUGCUGAGCAUAAAGAAUGUGUUCAGUGCAGAGCCUUCAAUAAAGGAGAAAAGAAAGACACAUGCACACAGGAAUGUUCCUAUUUUAACAUUACCAAGGUAGAAAGUCGGGACAAAUUACCCCAGCCAGUCCAACCUGAUCCUGUGUCCCAUUGUAAGGAGAAGGAUGUUGACGACUGUUGGUUCUAUUUUACAUAUUCAGUGAAUGGGAACAAUGAGGUCAUGGUUCAUGUUGUGGAGAAUCCAGAGUGUCCCACUGGUCCAGACAUCAUUCCAAUUGUAGCUGGUGUGGUUGCUGGAAUUGUUCUUAUUGGCCUUGCAUUACUGCUGAUAUGGAAGCUUUUAAUGAUAAUUCAUGACAGAAGGGAGUUUGCUAAAUUUGAAAAGGAGAAAAUGAAUGCCAAAUGGGACACACAAGAAAAUCCGAUUUACAAGAGUCCUAUUAAUAAUUUCAAGAAUCCAAACUACGGACGUAAAGCUGGUCUCUAAAUUGCCGGUGAAAAUCCUAUUUAUAAGAGUGCCGUGACAACUGUGGUCAAUCCGAAGUAUGAGGGAAAAUGAGUACCGCCUGUGCAAAUCCCACAACACUGAAUGCAAAGUAGCAAUUUCCAUAGUCACAGUUAGGUAGCUUUAGGGCAAUAUUGCCAUGGUUUGGCUCAUGUGCAGGUUUUGAAAAUGUACAAUAUGUAUAAUUUUUAAAAUGUUUUAUUAUUUUGAAAAUAAUGUAAUUCAUGCCAGGGACUGACAAAAGACUUGAGACAGGAUGGUUAUUCUUGUCAGCUAAGGUCACAUUGUGCCUUUUUGACCUUUUCUUCCUGGACUAUUGAAAUCAAGCUUAUUGGAUUAAGUGAUAUUUCUACAGUGAUUGAAAGGGCAAUAGUUAAUGAGCAUGAUGAGAGUUUCUGUUAAUCAUGUAUUAAAACUGAUUUUUAGCUUUACAAAUAUGUCAGUUUGCAGUUACGCAGAAUCCAAAGUAAAUGUCUUGCUAGCUAGUUAAGGAUUGUUUUAAAUCUGUUAUUUUGCUAUUUGCCUGUUAGACAUGACUGAUGACAUAUCUGAAAGACAAGUACAUUUAGAGUUGCUGGUGUAAAAUAGGGUUGAAAUAGUUGAUCUCCACAGGCCAUGGGAAAAAUUCAGAGAGUUAGGAAGGAAGAACCAAUAGCUUUAAAACCUGUGUGCCAUUUUAAGAGUUACUUAAUGUUUGGUAACUUUUAUGCCUUCACUUUACAAAUUCAAGCCUUAGGUAUAAGAACCGAGCAAUUUUCUGCUAAAAAGUCCUUGAUUUAGCACUAUUUACAUAAAGGCCAUACUUUGCAAAGUAUUUGCUGAAUGGGGACCUUUCAAGUUGAAUUUAUUUUAUUUUAUUAUUUUUAUUUUGUUUAAUGUCUGGUGCUUUUUAUCACCUCUUCUAAUCUUUUAAUGUAUUUGUUUGCAAUUUUGGGUAAGACUUUUUUUAUGAGUACUUUUUCUUUGAAGUUUUAGCGGUCAGUUUGCCUUUUUAAUGAACAUGUGAAGUUGUACCGUGGCUAUGCAACAGCUCUCACCUAUGCGAGUCUUACUUCGAAUUAGUGCCAUAGCAGACCACUGUAUGUUUACUUCUCACCAUUUGAGUUGCCCAUCUUGUUUCAUACUAGUCACAUUCUUGUUUUAAGUGCCUUUAGUUUUAACAGUUCACUUUUUACAGUGCUAUUUACUGAAGUUAUUUAUUAAAUAUGCCUAAAAUACUUAAAUCGGA
Molecule: messenger RNA, 3877 nt
Organism: Macaca mulatta (Rhesus monkey)
Lineage: Eukaryota; Metazoa; Chordata; Mammalia; Primates; Cercopithecidae
Gene: ITGB1
Product: integrin subunit beta 1
Biological process (GO): cell-cell adhesion; integrin-mediated signaling pathway; cell migration
Cellular component (GO): integrin complex; cell surface; focal adhesion
Molecular function (GO): integrin binding; collagen binding involved in cell-matrix adhesion; protein kinase binding
Source: RefSeq, a predicted model, not a curated record